Pelagomonas calceolata is the source of this 2610-nucleotide messenger RNA. The record is from the annotation of a GenBank genome assembly. Lineage: Eukaryota; Pelagophyceae; Pelagomonadales; Pelagomonadaceae.
UGACCGCAGUACCGUAGCUCGGGAGUGCUGGGCCCGGCAGCGCACCGGAAUUCAUACGAAGCCGGCUCUGAAUGGCCACACCCGCGACCGAAACACAGACGCAGAUAGCUCAACGGAUCAGACCCGUUAGGGCCAAUACUCUUGAAAAUCAGUCGCGGGGCAGCCGUGGGACAGCUUUCAGAUGCCGCUAAGACGUGCGGUAGUUUCGCUCCUGGCGCUGGCCGCGCGCGCAGCGGGCGCGCGAGGCCCCGCCGCGCGCGGCGCCGCUACGUGCUACGCGAAGCGCUACCCCGACCUGAAGCGCAAGUUCUGCAACGCCGACGGCGCGUGCCACCUGCGCCAGGCGAAGGCGCACUUCCGGGAGCACGGCCGGCGCGAGGGGCGGCGGUUCGGGUGCGACGACGAAAUGAACGGGACCGCGCCGGCGCGCGUCGUCGACGGCAUCGACGAGGCCCGGUGGUGCGCGCGCCACGCGACGCUGCCCCGGGGCGGCUUGACUCAGCGUGAAAGCUUCAAUGACCCUCCUUACGCCAUCGACGCGCGUCGUCUCCAUCAGACGAGGUCGUGGGUGGCCUAUCUUUCGAUUUUGAGCCGUUUCGGACCACGUCGGGGCCGUCGCGGCGUGUCAGAGAGAGCGCCGUCGCUGCAAUGGCGUGAGGUUGCUCGCACCGACGCGGUCGCCGCGACGGCGUCGGCGCGAUGCCGCAUGAGAGUCACGCGCCUUGUGAGUGAACGGAGGCAGUGUCGCGACCGCGUCCGUCGCACGCAGGCUUCUGCCCCAAGGCCGGGUAUGCCGGCCUGGACCGGGGCCUGGCACCGGCGCUCGCGGAGUACUUCGUGGCGCGCCGCCGCGGGGCGCGGCCGGCGACGGUUGGCGACUUCGGCGCCGGCCGCGGCUGGUACAGUGCGUACCUCAACAAAGUAGAGGGCCUCGCGGCGGCGCCGUACGACUACGGCGCGCGCCCCGGGACGGCCGUUCGGCCGUUUGACAUCAGCCGGCCGCUCAACGGGACGGUCCCCGUCUUCGACGCCGUGCUGUGCCUCGAGGUGGGCGAGCACGUGCCGGCCCGGUUCGAAGACGUGAUCUUCGACAACAUCGCGACCCACGCGCACGACGCGGUCGUGCUCUCGUGGGCGGCGCCGGGGCAACCGGGCCUCGGCCACGUCAACACGCUCCCGGAGGCGCGCGUCGUCGCGCAGAUGGCGGCGCGCGGCUGGGCCCGGGACAAGCGCGCGUCCGCGCGGCUGCGCGCGGCGGCGUCGUUCCCCCACUUCCGGGCGCACGUCCUUGCCUUCUCGCGCGCGCCGUGGCCCCCGGAGCCCCGGGGUAAACCCCGGGGCUGCCCGGCGCCUGCGUCCCCGCAUUCGGUCGUCGUGCUCGCGCGCGUGCUCUACGAGCAGCCGUUCCUCGCCGGAUUCGUGGACUGGUACGCGGCGCGCGGCGUCGAGUGCGUGCUGCUCGUGCGCGACGGCCUCGACGACGCGGGCGACGUGGCGGCCCUGCCGCCGGUCGCCGUCCAGCGGGCGGCCUCGCGCGGCGUCCACGCGGGCGCCAUCAUCCAGGCGACCCUCGCGGACGUGCGCGCCACGGGCUACGCGUGGAUGCUCGUCGCCGACGCGGACGAGUACCUCGCGCUGCACCCGCGGUUCGACCGGUCGCUCCCGCGGUUCAUCGAGAUGCAGGCGGCGCGGGUCCCGCACCUCGCCGCGAUUCAAUUCAGCUGGGCCGCGGCCGAAGCUUUGGGCGCGGCCUGCCCGGCGCGCGCGCCGUUCGACGCGUUUUUCGCGAACGCGCACGUGAAGACGCUCGCGCGCGUGGACCGCGUGGACCGCUGGAACAACCCGCACGCGCCCGUGCUGCGACUGCGUGAAGCCGACUGCCCCGGCCUCCCGCGGGAGUGCCCCGUGGUCCUGAGCGGCGGCCGCGCCGUCGCCGCGACCCGCGGACGCCGGCGGGGCUCGGCCGCGGAGUACGGGCUCCCCUUCUUUACGGCCGCCCCCCCGCGCGCGACCGGCUGCACCUCGCUCGCGUGCCCGGCCGCGUCCGGGCCGGAGCCGGGGCCCGCCCCGGCGGCCGCGUACAGCGACGCCGCGCUCGCGCACGUCCACGUCCGGAGCACGACGAACGUGCUCGUCAAGGCGUGCGGAGCCGCGCCGGACCGGACGCAGCGGCGCCGGACCGUGGCGAACGCCACCGGGCUCCGGGCCGCGGCUCUCGCGCGCGGGCCGCUCGACCUGGGGAAGUUCGUGCGGGACGCGGGCCUCAAGGGACGUCAGAUGCUGGGCGAGCACGGCUGCCUCCCCGCAAUCUUGGCGUCGCAGGGGUGCACCGGCGACGUGCGCGCGCCCGUCGACCUCGCCCACCUCGAUUGGGGCCCCGGCGGGUGGACCUUCUGCGACGCGGCGCGCGAGCGCGCCAUCGCCGAGGGCGUCGUCGCUCGCUGCCUGGGCGUCGCCGCGGACGCCGUGCCGCGCCUCGCCGGGGCCGUUGCGGCGGCAGUGCGCGAGGCCACGCGACCACCAGCACCGACUCGGACGGCGGGGAAGGCGAAGACGGGAUUCUGGCCGAACUUGCUCGGACUCGGACUCAUAACUUGAACAUUGUGGUGG